AUGCACGGGAACAGUACAGAGCGUCGUGGUGAACCGGUAGGAACUGGUUUUUUGUCAAUGAAUCGAAUCGUCGAAUGGAUUCGAAUGAUUGAAUUCUUUCUCAAUUGCUAUUGCUGCCAGCCACAACCUGGGAAAGAAGUAGAAGGCAAGUCAAGCUAAACUUACGACAGUCUAUCUCUCGUGUUAUUGUCAAACCAACUAGCUGUAGCAGACUUGAAAGAGGAAAGAGAAGUACUAGAGUAUAGAUAGUAAGAUGGAUGUUGUAAUGGAAGUGAGCGAUGGAAUGGUGGAUGUGUCCAACAAGAGCCGAGAAGAAGAAGAAGAGGAAGAGCGACGACGCAAGCGACAAAAGAAAAAGAAAACCAAUCGUCCUCCUCUUUGUACUUUUGUCAACUACCUGGCACCUCCCACUACUACUGUAGCAACCCCUGCAGCUACUAGUAGUGUUCCGAAUGUUCCUGCCACUAUUUCCGAGCCAAGUACGGAACAUGUGGAAGAUGACGAGGAUGACGACGAUGACGUGAUGAUGAAGGGAGUGAUUGUCACGGAUCAGAACAGCAACAGCAUGGAGACAAGUCCCUUGUCCAACGAUCGUCCCGUCCUUGAUGAUGAGGAUUUGACUCCUCCGAUUACGAUUCCCUCUACUCAGUUGUUUGUUGUUGCCAAUAGUAGGAGUGAUAAGGACAACGACGACAACGAGUCGGUCGAGACGGUCAAUACGUCCAACAAAUCCGUCGACGUUUAUCUGCGACCGGAUGGAUCCUUUGAUCACAUUCCCGCCGCAGAACGAUGGAAGAAACCCCCGCCACCGGUUGUCUCCGAUAUGCUCGAGAAACUCGAUGGACUCUAUGUGACAUCGCGUUGCGAAUCGGAUGAUGAAUUGGAAGAACAACCUCGCCCUUUGCCAGAAAUUGUCGUCAAGACACGACGGCAUCGAUUGCCAUCGCUGCACAGUCAGUGGAGGACCAAACACAGCAAACGAUAUUGUUUGGGGUGAUAUGUACAAAAACGAACGAAACUCACCGCAGCAAACUUGCUUCCGUACUGUUCAUCCCUUCAUUCAUUCUAUCAUUCCAUGCUACACAACACAACCAAAACGAAGCGGAACUGGAACAAAAUACGCUCUUUUUGCUCCUUCCAACAAAACACAAAAAUGAUACACAUUCUCUACUACCUACUAGUACACAUUAAAAGUUUGUAAGCUACAUUAUUAUU
Messenger RNA from Seminavis robusta, 1215 nucleotides. The record is from the annotation of a GenBank genome assembly. Lineage: Eukaryota; Bacillariophyta; Bacillariophyceae; Naviculales; Naviculaceae.